ACAAGAAGGUCCUUCAUUUCGUUCGUCUGUGAUUUUGACUACAGAGUGGCAGUAGAACGCAGAGGUCUCCCCUCCAUUGUUAUAUGCGCAGAGCUUCUGAACGGCCACUGGGUCUGACAAAGGCGUUUUCGUCUUAAAAUCUCCAAGGCGAGAGAAAGUUCAGGCUUCAGAGCCAUAGAGAGAGAAAUUAUGGAGCGGCGAGGUGGAAGCACGUAGCGAUCGCCGUUGAUGAGAGACGAAGCAGCGGAAGAUGCGUCGAGAGAUCUCGUUUGUGCUGCAGCCGCGGUGCCUUCUUCUCGUCCUCGUCCUCACUGUUAUCCUCAUUUUCUCACUCUCCAUCUCUCGCCGGGUGGAAGAAAAGGUGGAAGAAAAAGUGCAUGAAAUUACCCAUAGAGUGUACUUCGAUGUUGAUAUUGAUGGUCAGCGUAUAGGUAGAAUUGUUAUUGGAUUGUACGGUCAGGUUGUACCAAAAACUGUUGAAAACUUCAGGGCUCUUUGCACAGGGGAGAAAGGCAAGGGUGUAAGCGGUAAAAAACUCUAUUAUAAGGGAAUACCAUUUCAUCGUAUAAUAUCUGGGUUCAUGAUCCAAGGUGGAGAUAUCAUCCAUGGUGAUGGGCGAGGAAGUGAGUCUAUCUAUGGAGGCACUUUUCCUGAUGAAAAUUUCAAGAUAAAACAUUCACAUGCAGGUACUGUUUCCAUGGUAAAUUCAGGACCUGAUUCCAAUGGCUCACAGUUUUUCAUUACGACUGUCAAGGCCAGCUGGUUGGAUGGGGAGCAUGUCGUCUUUGGCAAGGUUAUUCAAGGAAUGGACACAGUUUAUGCAAUAGAAGGUGGUGCUGGAACCUACAACGGGAAACCGAGGAAGAAGGUUAUCAUUGCUGGCUCUGGAGAGGUACCCAGGAGCAAGUGGGAUGAGGAAAGCUAAUGCCUUUCGUCAAAUUCACUGUUCUUUUUUUUUUUUUUUUGGCUUUUACUUAUAACAAUAUAGCAAGUUCAUCAGUUUUGAGUGUAGUGAUAUCAUUUUUAGAUGAUCGAUUCAUAUUCUGUUCCCUUGUAUUUGUCCAUUAAGUUAUGAUAGUCAUGCCCCAGUUUUCAGAACAUAACUAUUAUGGGCUCUUUUGGAGACAUUCAACUUAGUCUUGAUUUUUUUUUUUUGGGUAACUGGUUAAUGUCACUGAUACAUAAAUGUUAGCUGCAGAUGAAGUUAUAAUGGAAAAAAUAUGUUUUGCUUUUCC
Molecule: messenger RNA, 1235 nt
Organism: Malania oleifera
Lineage: Eukaryota; Viridiplantae; Streptophyta; Magnoliopsida; Santalales; Ximeniaceae
Product: peptidyl-prolyl cis-trans isomerase CYP21-1
Exons: 7
Coding region: 251-925 (224 amino acids)
Biological process (GO): protein peptidyl-prolyl isomerization
Cellular component (GO): intracellular membrane-bounded organelle
Molecular function (GO): peptidyl-prolyl cis-trans isomerase activity
Source: RefSeq, a predicted model, not a curated record